Nannospalax galili (Upper Galilee mountains blind mole rat) is the source of this 865-nucleotide messenger RNA. RefSeq names its product histone H2B type 1-N-like. The record is from RefSeq and is a predicted model, not a curated record. Gene Ontology annotation, molecular function: DNA binding; protein heterodimerization activity; structural constituent of chromatin. NCBI's taxonomy places the organism in Eukaryota, Metazoa, Chordata, Mammalia, Rodentia, Spalacidae. Gene Ontology annotation, cellular component: nucleosome. Bases 482 to 859 code for a protein of 125 amino acids. The transcript has a single exon.
GGGGGAAAGGCUCUGGGAAGCUUUGGGUCUAACCUCUAGCUCUGCCAGUCUUGAAAAGCAGGUUAGGCUGUGUACGUAGCUCAUGGUAAGGUUGCAUUGCAGACGCUUCCGACUAACAGCUGUAUUGGGCGGGAUAGUGUGAGGUGGCACGGUGGAGCUGCACACGCAACAAUGCAGAACUUUGCGUGUUCCGUGUACUGUUUGGAUAAGCUAUUUAUAGCAGCUCUGAGUAGCCUAGUUCGUGCUUCUUCAUUGGGUAAAAGUGCAGCAACAGAACAACCAAUGAAAAGAUCUAAUAUAAGUCGUUUACGUUCCCAUUUGUGACGACACACUGAAAGUAAUCCAAUCGUGAAAGAAAUCCUGUUGACCUCAUUUGAAUAUCGCGUCUAUAAAUGAAUGUGGAGUAAGGUCCUGAAGCGGGAUCGUUUCCUCCUGCUGCCUUAGUGGACCUGUUUUGGGUUAGUUUCAGUUUUGUUCCACCAUGCCCGAGUCCAGGAAGGCGCCCGCCCCGAAGAAGGGCUCCAAGAAGGCGGUGACCAAGGCGCAGAAGAAGGACGGCAAGAAGCGCAAGCGCAGCCGCAAGGAGAGCUACUCGGUGUACGUGUACAAGGUGCUGAAGCAGGUGCACCCCGACACGGGCAUCUCGUCCAAGGCCAUGGGCAUCAUGAACUCGUUCGUCAACGACAUCUUCGAGCGCAUCGCGGGCGAGGCGUCGCGCCUGGCGCACUACAACAAGCGCUCGACCAUCACGUCCCGGGAGAUCCAGACGGCCGUGCGCCUGCUGCUGCCUGGGGAGCUGGCCAAGCACGCCGUGUCCGAGGGCACCAAGGCCGUCACCAAGUACACCAGCUCCAAGUGAGCCAUG